This is a messenger RNA of Lotus japonicus, 643 nucleotides long. RefSeq names its product non-specific lipid transfer protein GPI-anchored 31-like. Lineage: Eukaryota; Viridiplantae; Streptophyta; Magnoliopsida; Fabales; Fabaceae. Bases 91 to 462 code for a protein of 123 amino acids. The record is from RefSeq and is a predicted model, not a curated record. The transcript is spliced from 2 exons.
CAUCGUUCUUCUAUAUAAUAGUUCCUCAACUCUAUAUUGCUAUCAUAACAUUCUCCAUCAUAUUUCUUAUCAAGAAUCAUAUUGGUCAUCAUGAUGACGAUUAGACACCUAGCCUUUGCAAUGUUGGUGCUUGCUUCAACCAUCCUAGUUUUAGAAAAGGUUCCAGGCAUCUCAGCUCAGCUUGUAUGCAAAGGCAACUUAACUGCCAUAAUGACUCAAUGUACAAGUUUUGUUAAAAAAGAAGGGCCGAAAAUUCCACCAUCUAGCGCCUGUUGUGAGACCUUAAAAGAUGUUGAUAUCCCUUGCCUCUGCCAACAUAUUCCAGGGCCGAUUAUGAGUCAUAUUAGCAUGGAAAAAGCUCUUUAUGUUGGCAAGACUUGCGGAGCUGAAGUUCCUUCUGGAACCAAGUGUGGAAGUUAUAUCGUCCCUCCAUCACCUCCACAUUCACCUCCAGUGGUAUAAACUACAACAUUCAAGGCGCAUGAAACUUCUAUGACCUUGAUAUCCACCUAUAUUAAUAACUAUGUCAUACAUAUGUAUACAUGGCAUGCGUCUUUAUUUAUUUGUUUCUCUUCCUUUGGUUUAUUAUGUCAAGAUUGAGUUUUAAAUAAAUUCAACGCUAAUUAAAGACUAGUUUGAUUUC